AGGAAAAAAAGGGGUAAGAAGUAAGAACACCAGAAGUCUGGAACAAAACCUAAGUUACGAACUAGAGAGAGAGGAAAUCCGUGGCUUGCAGCGGCGGCGAGCAGCGACGGCGACGAUCGGCGGCGACGAGUGGAGGCGGCGGAGAACAGCGAGUCAGUGACGGCUUGCAGCGGUGGUGAGCAGGGGCUUUGCCAGAACGCAGAGAGAACGGCAGAGAAGGAAGACGGAGAAGGAGUAACUGGUGCCGGACGGUGCUGCCUGGCACGCCUCCGGUGGUUCUUCUGGCAGCAGCGCAGCCCAUAGAAGAGAGGGAGAGAUAGAAGAGAGUUUUUGAACCGUCAGAGAGGAAGAGGCAGUUUUCUGAAGAAAGGAGCCUGAGAAAGGUGAGGUGUAGCAUCUUAGGGUUUCCUAAAUUAUCAAAAUAACCCUCAAUUUUUUCAAAAUUCCAAAAAAAAAACCCGCAAUUUCUGCUAUUUCUAUUGAGGUCCGCCAUGGCGCCACCGCAAUUGCGGCCGCCAUUUUGCCCUCCGCGAAAAACUCAUCGCGGCGACCACUGCAUGGAGGCAAGGAAGAAAUCCGCCACACCAUAACGUUAUGGCGACCACUGAUAUACACGUACUUUGCUGCACAAAUGGAUUUGGAGACUGAAAACAGAUUAGCUGCUAUGCUUAUGAGGGAAGCAGCUGAAUUGCGGCGGCAGUCUGAACAGGAAGGUGUUCUGGCUUAUCUUCAUAAGCCUAAUGUAAGGAGUCGGCCAAAUUCACGUUUCCUCACUGCUACUGUACGUGGUGUGCAACAAGCAAAUCGAGCUGUAGAAGUGAAUGAGAUGUGGCGAGUGCGACAGAAAGAAUUGGAACUUGAUAAACAGGCUAAAGGCACAAGGAAAGAUAAAAGCAGUGGUUACCAAAGCCACAGGGACCAUGACUCAUCUAGAAGCCCAGGAAGACAUACUGGUUUCGAUAAUAGCUCAAAUGCCUCUGCUUCAUGCUCAAGUAAAAGAGCAUAUGAGCUGGAUAAAUGGGAUAAUGGUAGAUCAAGAGAUAAAGGAAGUGUUGACGAAUCCUACGGUGAUAUUAGUAAUCGUAACCUGUCAAGAAGCACAAGUAGACAUGGCGUUUGUCAAGAACCAGAGUAUAAUCCGGAACCAGAAGGUCAAAGGGAUGAAGAGCUGGAAGAGUUUCUUCACACGAGGACAAAGCGAGGCAGAGGUGGCAUCGGUCCCAGAAUGGAUGAGACUGGGCCUUACUUUCUGCCUCAUCCAGAUGGGGAAGUUUGUCCUACACGGGAUGCAAGGGAGCACCGUCUUAUUUAUGAUCCUGAGAGGCUGUCAUCAGGGAAGUCGAAUGAAUCUUCUAAGGAGGAGCUUCACGAUGAAAGGCCGAAAAAGCAAAUAAAGUCUCACUCUGGCAACUCAGACAAGGAGCACUCUAAGAAGCGCAGGUCCAAAGAAAAAUCAAAGCACAAGAAAAAGGAGAAAAACAGAAAACACUCACUAGGAACUUUUGUGGAAUUUGAUAUUCACUGUGGAUAACUUCAGAAUAUUUUGAUGAAAAUGACAUUUUUACUUUGUACAUAUAUUGCUUAAGAUCAGGUGUGGAUAAAUUUAUCAUAUAUAAGUUGAUAGUAGUAAGGUAAUAGGUAGCAAUUUGGCAAGUAUGGGUGAGAUUUAUGUCUACAAAAGUUACAGUAACUUUUAGUUUGCAUAAUAUUGACAAAUGAAAUUCAUGUGGUGGUUUGUGGAGAUUUCAUCUUAUGAAAUCUAAUCA
Arachis stenosperma is the source of this 1766-nucleotide messenger RNA. RefSeq lists its product as uncharacterized. NCBI's taxonomy places the organism in Eukaryota, Viridiplantae, Streptophyta, Magnoliopsida, Fabales, Fabaceae. The coding region runs from base 632 to 1531 and encodes 299 amino acids. The record is from RefSeq and is a predicted model, not a curated record. The transcript has 4 exons.